Molecule: messenger RNA, 1227 nt
Organism: Ostreococcus tauri
Lineage: Eukaryota; Viridiplantae; Chlorophyta; Mamiellophyceae; Mamiellales; Bathycoccaceae
Product: LRAT-like domain
Exons: 1
Coding region: 1-1227 (408 amino acids)
Biological process (GO): N-acylphosphatidylethanolamine metabolic process
Cellular component (GO): cytoplasm
Molecular function (GO): glycerophospholipid phospholipase A1 activity; A2-type glycerophospholipase activity
Source: RefSeq, a predicted model, not a curated record
AUGUCGCGCGGAGACACGCGCGAUCAUCGAGCCGACGGCGCGUCCACGGGGUCGCUCUCGAGCGAAGAUUCGUCGAUUCGUUCGUGCGGUGCGGAAUCAUCCUCGAGCUCACGCGCGCGUCUGUACGCGACGCCGAUCGGGUCCAGGCACGGCUACGCGUGGCCGCGUCCGGGGCGCGGUCGUCGUCCGGGGGACGUCAUCUUUUGGCAUCGACGGGCGCAGGAGUUUUUCGACGCGGCGUUCACGCACUGGGCGGUCUACGUCGGGCGCGUCGGGGUGUGGGACGAACGUUUGGGGACGUGGCGAUGGACGCGCGCGGGGGAUUCGCACGAGAUGUGCGUGGAGUGCGUGGUGCAUCUCUGGGGGGCGCCCGAGGGGAGCGAGGAUGGAGUGAAUCGGGACAUGGACGAGAACGCGGCGUGCGUGCUGACGCCGCUGGAGGACGUCGGCGUCGAUCCGAGAUGUGGGAACGCAAAGUACGACGCGGAGCGGGCGCCGUUGCGAAUUGGUGAGAUCAUGGAUCGCUGUCGAUUGGCGGUGGAUCAGGGGUUUUACGAGGGGCGCUACGGCGGGUACUGCGUUCGGUCGAAUAACUGCGAGCACUUCGCGACGUGGGCGCGAUACGGGGCGCGGAUGAGUCUGCAGAUUGAAAACGUGGCGGGUAAGGCUGUGCUCGCCGUGAGAAUGGCGGCGUCGUUAAUGCGCGGCCUUGCCACCGGGACGCCGCGCGCCAGAGACCCCGGAGAGAGCCAGAGCGCUAACGUGGCGAAGCACUUGAUAAUGGGCACGCGCGUGAGCGAGAACGACGACGCGGAAAUCGCGCGUGCUGUUCGCGACAUGCACGACGACCGAGAGCCGGUUUAUACCGCCGCAGAAGACGUGACGUAUGUACUUGAUUACCUCAUCGAUCGCGUGGACGUCGAGAUGCAGGAACGACGAGAGAACGAGCAGCCGCAGUGGAUGACGUGGUCGUCUCAACCUACGCCAGGACAAGAGUUACUCGCGACGGUCUCGUUCGGUCGAUCGCGUCCGAGCACGCAACGCCCUCCAAACGACUCGAUCGAUGAGGAAGUAUUGAUCGACGCGGCAGAUCAUCUCGGAGGAUUCAUUAGACAAGGCGCCUCGAGCGUGUUCAACUUACUAGGUGCGCUCGGAGCAGAGUUGACGCGUUCGAGCCGACGUCCAGAGCCGAAUUUAGAGUCGAAUGACGAUGAAAACGUGGCAUAG